AUGCUCUCCAUUACAAACUCUAAAGGAAGACAAGUGAGUCUAUUAAACGAUGAUACAUCCAAGCAGCAGCCGCAAAAGAAGCGAUACCAUUGCACAGAGCCUGGAUGUCAAAAGAGUUUUACUACAAGUGGCCACUUGGCAAGACAUCAUCGUAUCCAUACAGGCGAAAAGAACUUUCAUUGCUUAUACCCCGGAUGUCCAAGUCGGUUCUCUCGUCAAGACAACAUGAUGCAGCACUACCGUACGCACAUGUCUUCAAGAUCAAGACAUCAUCACUACCACUAUCAAUACUAUCAGCAGCAUCCACAGCCACCAUUGGAGUGCCAAUACACUUACUACACACAUGAGCGACCAUCGUCCUUGUAUUCUUUAAAGCACACAAGCAGAAGAGGUUGGUCAUCCUUCUCAUCAUCGAGUACGGACAGCAGUAGUGGUAGUCCACCUCCACCUCCACCUCAAUACCAGCCAUCCAUGCCAUUGCCCCCUAUGAACACAAACACAACAGCCAACAAAUGGAUCUGUCAACAACCUGUUUCUUACUACCAACAGGAAUAUGUCUAA
This is a messenger RNA of Mucor velutinosus, 561 nucleotides long. RefSeq lists its product as uncharacterized. Gene Ontology annotation, molecular function: RNA polymerase II cis-regulatory region sequence-specific DNA binding; DNA-binding transcription factor activity, RNA polymerase II-specific. The transcript has a single exon. Gene Ontology annotation, biological process: regulation of transcription by RNA polymerase II. The record is from RefSeq and is a predicted model, not a curated record. Bases 1 to 561 code for a protein of 186 amino acids. Lineage: Eukaryota; Fungi; Mucoromycota; Mucoromycetes; Mucorales; Mucoraceae.